AUGGAGGAGACGUACCUGCUCAACCAUCCAGGAGUCAAGAAGAAGAUUCUGGCAGGAGGAAAGGGACCGCUGCCACACUUUCCACCUGGGGCAAAGCUGGUUUUCCAUUUCCAGACACUGCUGGACGACUUUGAACGAACUGUAAUUGAUGACAGUCGAUUGGCAUGCAGGCCAGCAGAGAUCUUUGUGGGAAAGAUGUUCAAGAUGGAAGUCUGGGAGACCCUGCUGAUGUCCAUGAGGAUCGGCGAGGUGUCUGAGUUCUGGUGUGAUGCCGUUCACACAGGUCUAUACCCCAUCGUUUCCAAGGGAAUGAGGCUGAUCGCUCAAGGGAAAGACCCUCUCGAGGGCCAGAGACACAUGUGCGGCAUGGGAAACAUGUUUCACUAUCACACCACUGGUUUCCCAGAGCUGGAUGAGCUAAUGAGAACUCCACAACCGCUUAUAUUUAUCAUGGAGCUGUUACAGGUGGGAGACAGCAUGUCCUACUACAGAGAGUCGUGGAUGAUGGACAAGGAUGAGAAGCUGCAGGCCGUGCCAAGUCUCCACAUGCAGGGCAAUGCGCUGGUCACUCAGAGACAAUUCAGAGAGGCUGCCAGCAAGUACAAAGAGGCCGUCCUGCUGCUCAAAACAAUCCAGUCGAGAGAGAUGCCAGGUGAUGUGGACUACAUUAAUAUAGGUCGAAUGAUCAUCCCCCUGGAGUUGAACUACUGCCAGUGUAUGUUGGAGCUGGAGGAGUAUUAUGAAGUUAUUGAGCACACCACUGAACUGUUGGAGAAACACAAAGACUGUGUGAAGGGCUACUACAAGAGAGCAAAGGCUCACGCUGCCGUGUGGAAUGAAAAGGAAGCCCGGAGAGACUUCCACAUGGUGUCCCACCUGGACGUCACUCUGGCCUCUCUUGUCCACCGAGAGCUGAAGGCCCUGUCAGAACGCAUGAAGGAGAAGUAUUGGGAGGAGAAGGAGACAUACUGGAACAUGCUGGAGAAAACGGAGAACAAAAAGGAAGACGAGGAAGAGAGAGAGCGUAAUGAGGAGGACGAAGAGGUGGAGGACGAAGGAAAACAAAAAGACAGUGAAAGCGUCAACAUCGAGGGCAAAGACCAAGUGGAGGAAGAAAAAGAAGGAUCUCCAUCAGAAUGUACAGAGGUCCAUAACAAGGAGCUCAGGGGAAAUAAGAUCACACUCACUGAGGGCACAGGAGACAAAGAGGAAGCAAACACCUCUGAGGCUACCUCCAAUGUAACAGACGGGAAGGACUGGCAGCAGAUGUUAAGAUUGGUCAUGUUGCUGCAAAAAGAAGGAAACUUCCUCAUUAAGGAAAAAACAUUUGAAGAGGCGUCUGUAAAACUAAAGGAGGCAUUAGAAUAUGUGGACUUCCUUCAGAAUAAGGUGGAUCGACAGAGUGAAGACUGGGAGUUACUGGAGAACGUGCGCCUUCCGCUGACUCUCAACCUCAGCCAGUGCAUGCUGGAGCUCAAACGUUACCAGCAGGUGGUGGAGCUCAACACCAAGCUGCUGAAGACACAUAAAGGUAACUUUAAGGCGGUGUACCAGAGAGCACGAGCACAUGCCGCUUUGUGCAACGAGCGUGAAGCGAGGCGGGACUUUGAAAUGGUGGAGAAAUUAGACCCACAGUUUAAAUCUUUCGUGCGACAGGAACUAAAAAAGAUGGGCGAGAGCUUACGCACCAUGCAUGCCCGCCAGAAAAAGACUUACUGGGAUACGACGCAGGAGAAGUGGGGGCCUGGUGGCAGCAAGACAAAGAGUGCUGCAAGAAAGAAGAAAGAUCCAACUUCACAGAAAGCCCCUGAAGAAAAAACUGAAGCUGACAAGAAGACAGAAAACAGAGAAAUAGAAGACAAGGAAAGCACAGAGAAACCUGCCCCUGCUGAGACGAAGGCAGGAGAUGACGCAGAGGCAGAGAAAAAUCCAGAUGCAAAAGCAGAGCAGAGUAAUGAAGAGCCGGGCCCAGAGAGCGGGAGAGCGAGUGGAGAGGGGUUAGAUAAUAAAAAUAUAGAGAGGGUCAUGGUACACGAGGACAGGCAAGGUGCACCGGAUCACCGAGCAGCAGAGGAAGAUAGUGAUCCCGAGGCCAGCGGCACAGGCGGAGAUAAUGUAGUGAGCAAGAGAUCAGCACUCGAUAAGGGCAGGAAGAAGGUCAAAUGCCAAUCAAGUGCUGCAAUAGGCCCGAGCAGAACAAGCCAGGGGAACAAAGGCAGCAGUGAUGAGGCAGGAAGUGGUGACACUCAAUCAGAGUAGACCAACAGGCUGGAAAUGUCUCGUGCAGGGCCAAAGGAACUCGUGGAAGCUGUGUGCAGAAAGGAUUUGACCUAAAUCAGGGGGGAGGGGGGCAGGAAUAUAAUUACAAAAAGUGAGAGAAAGACAAGUGAUAAACAGCCAAAGCCCCAAGUCUCAACUGGAAAUAUUGAUUCUGCCACACACAGAGCCGAAUAUAAACACAAGAAGAAAAAUUAAUGUAAACAUAAACCCGCAUUAGGUUUCAUUAUUCAGUUCUCG
Labrus bergylta (ballan wrasse) is the source of this 2517-nucleotide messenger RNA. Lineage: Eukaryota; Metazoa; Chordata; Actinopteri; Labriformes; Labridae. The record is from RefSeq and is a predicted model, not a curated record.